Messenger RNA from Coregonus sp. 'balchen', 548 nucleotides. The record is from the annotation of a GenBank genome assembly. Lineage: Eukaryota; Metazoa; Chordata; Actinopteri; Salmoniformes; Salmonidae.
GCUGUCAAUGAAGUGUGCCCAGUGGAGGAGCAGGUGGUGGAGUGUGCCAACACGUCUAUCUACAGAUGUCCCUCCAACCUAACUGUCACUGAAGAGAGUGAACCCAUCUCAGAAACUGACAUCAGGUGAGAGAAACAGACUGUUGUGUGUUUGACACAGGAAGUUGUCAAAAGCAUUUUACAAUAUCAAUGUUCUGCCACUGAUUCCACAUUUUGAUUGUCUGCUUGUGUUUGUGAACAACUGUGGGUGUGCAUUUGUGGGCUUACAAUUGUGUGUUUCUCUGCAGGAUGUCAGAACCAGAGCUCCCAGUCCAAAGAAGCGCCACCAGCCCCAGCCGGAUCAUUUGUGGAUCAGUGUCCAUGGCUGGACUGCUGGCUAAGGUCAUGCAGGUUGCUGGUGUCCAGAGGGCUCAGACCCGGGUGGACCGCCGCCACCUCACACGGAGCUGCAUCCAGCGGCAGAACAGUGUCCGCCUGAGAGCUCAGCGUCACUCCUCCCGCACACGCACAACCUACCUCCAACAGCCAGGCCACCGCAACUUCAGCCAC